UUAUAACAGUGAAAGUCAUUGCGAAGUAAUAACGAUAGUUCAAGAUGAAGUCGUUGGAGCUGGUGAUCGUCACCUGCGUCCUGAUACUCCACAUCCUGAAGCCUUCUGAUGGCCUGUACGAAACUGGAAAACAGCUUUUGAACGUAGCAUCGCACCUUGAGUCGCUCCAAAAGAGCGAUCUCCCUUGCGGCCAUCCGGAAGUCCUAAUUCCCAUAUUGAAAGGCAAUGAUCCGGUAAAAGCUUCUCCACUCGAAAUGAUGAUGGCCUCCAUGGACAAGAUAACCGACAUUACCGAUCUCCCAGAUCUGAAUUCGAUCUUCAUUCAACUAAAAUAUCUGAGGAAUGAACUAUUACCAAGCGACAAAUCAGACGUUUACUAUGGGUGGGAGGACAGACUCAAAUUCUACCUGUCAAGCAUCGACGCCCAGUACGAGCGCUUCAAGACCCUCCGGGAGGCCAAGGGGCCUAUUAAUGUUUCCGAUUGGAUGGCCCUGGCUACCGACAUCGAGAAUACCAAGCGCUUCAACCUGAGUACGGUCCGCAGGGAACUUCUGGACCGCCGAUAUCACUCUGGGUGCGGUUCCCUGCUGAUGGACUUCAUCGAAUCGUCCACCCGCAGGACCCUUGAACCCUGCAUGGAUGUCUUCGGCGUGAAUGGGGUUGUCAAUCAGUUGUUGAACCUGUUGUUUACGGCACACUUGAAGGCUACGGUUCCCCAGAUUUUUGUGUCAAUACUGCGAAACUGUAGUGGCACUGUCAGGAGAGAUAACCUGAAUAGGCUGGCCAUCCAGCACAAAGACGGAUACCUAGAAAUGGUGAGAGGUUUGAAAAACGCCAUAGAAUUUGUCGACGACGAUAUGGUCCCAUGUCGGUCAUACCGUGACCUCUUUCUUCGAGGUAAGACUUACCAUGACCUAGAGAACCCAGAGCACUCCUCACUUCUACAAUUUCCGGAUCCUCAAAGUCACGAGAGCUGUUUAGCCGCUCCGAAGGAGCAAACUUGGAGGUUUAUGUCCGAGAGGGACGUUUGCAACGGAAGGUUAUAUGAUUGCGAUAAUGCUACAGUGGAAGAGGGGUUACGACUGGUGAAUAAUAGUCGGUGGGAGAACUGCAUUCUAGCAUCAAGUGAAAAUUAUGGAGAAACUUUUGACGACUGUCGUGAUGGGAGACUUCGUGACUAUGUGAGGGAGAAGAAUUCUUCCGUAGGUUAUUGUCUUUGCAAGUGUGAGGAGACGACUAAUCACAUAAGUGUUACACCAGUUAUGACGAAUCGAUCAGCUGAUAUGGUUGUAACUGGUUUUCGAUUUGUUCGUGAAAACGGAGUUCUUUAUCUACAAGCGAAACAAGGAAAGUUGCUUCCUGGUGAGAGGAUUGAUCGUGCAUCGGAAGAGUGGAUUCCCUUACCAGAGAAUCCAGAGUUGGUACCGUUAACUUCCCAAAACGGCAAGUUUCAUAUCGGUAAAGUAAUGGCCGACAUGAACGAGGUGCCAGUUGGAAUUUCAUUCGUCCAAGGCAACAAUAGCUUCUACCUUCAGAUGUAUGCGGUUUCGUAUGACUACUAUCACGGCCUUUUGCCGGCGCAACCUCACGUGGUUUGUCCUGCCGAUCUAAAGUACCCCCACACAUAUGUCAAAUUUCACCUGUCUAAUCGAGGGAAUGACAGAAGAGGAAAAGUGUUACCAUUGAUAACUGCAAAAGCUGCUGAGUCUGACCCACCAACACUAUUACGGGGCCUUGGAAUUGAAUACGACAGAUGGGGGAUGUUUUCCCCGACUAUUGAGGGCUUUAAUUUAAAAGCUAUACUUCAAAAAAUUGUGAAUGAAACAUUAUAAAUAUAAGAUGUACCCAAAUAUUCUACAAUUGCGAUAGUGAUUGAUUAAAUAAAUAAAUAUUUUCUGCAAGCAAA
This is a messenger RNA of Diachasmimorpha longicaudata, 1906 nucleotides long. RefSeq lists its product as uncharacterized. The coding region runs from base 45 to 1832 and encodes 595 amino acids. Lineage: Eukaryota; Metazoa; Arthropoda; Insecta; Hymenoptera; Braconidae. The transcript is spliced from 9 exons. The record is from RefSeq and is a predicted model, not a curated record.